Mucor velutinosus is the source of this 207-nucleotide messenger RNA. Its product is annotated as MIT domain-containing protein. The transcript has 2 exons. The record is from RefSeq and is a predicted model, not a curated record. NCBI's taxonomy places the organism in Eukaryota, Fungi, Mucoromycota, Mucoromycetes, Mucorales, Mucoraceae. Bases 1 to 207 code for a protein of 68 amino acids.
AUGCAAAGAAAGUCUUUGUGGGGUUCCUAUAAAGCAUUGUCACCGAAAACUAGAAUUACAUUGGGCCUCGGUGGAAUGUUGUUUGCUACUGCAGGCAUGUAUCUAGCUGACCUGAUUGAAGAGCAAAAACCAGCAUCUGAACUCGAGAAACAAGAGCUUGAAAUGAUGUCUCCUAUUGUCGUUGUAGACCAUCAACCCAAGAAAUAA